AUGGCCUCAAUGACCAACAUUUUAAAGAACAUGAGUAUGGGAGGAGAUGUACAGCCAGCUGCUGCCAUUCAAAGUGCAGAAGUAUCAUGUGUGUAUUGUGGGGACGGGCAUACUUUUGAGAAUUGCCCUUCAAAUCCAGCUUCGGUCUUCUAUAUGGGUAAUCAAAACUCCAACCGCAACAACAACCCAUAUUCUAACACUUACAAUCCAGCUUGGAGGCAUCAUCCAAAUCUGUCAUGGGGGGUUCAAGGAGCAAGUUCAAGUGGAGCACCAACACACGAAAAACAGUCAUAUCCACCGGGAUUUUCUCAACAACCAAGACCUCAACAACCACACCAACCUCAAGGCUCUCAAACAAGUUCUUUGGAGAAUUUAAUGAGAGAUUAUAUGGCCAAGAAUGACGCUGUAAUUCAAAGCCAGGCAGCUUCUCUUCGGAAUUUGGAAAUUCAAUUGGGGCAUUUAGCUAAUGACUUGAAAAAUCGACCUCAAGGUUCCUUGCCUAGUGACACCGAAAAUCCAAGGAGGGAUGGCAAAGAGCAGUGCAAAGUGGUGACUUUGAGGAGUGGGAAAAAUCUGGAGUUAAAUGAGGAGAAAGAUAAACGAAAAAACGAGCCCACUUCAAUCCAAACAGAAGGAGAAUCUAGUAAAAAACCAGCAAGUGAAGCUACUGAAACUUGCCCAGUUGAUACAGCAUCGGGUCAGCAAUCUGUUCCAGUAAAGUCUAUACCAAAACUGCCCCCACCAUUUCCUCAGCGGUUUCGAAAACAACAGCAAGAUGGGCAGUUCAGGAAAUUUCUGGAUGUUUUAAAACAGCUCCACAUCCAUAUUCCCUUAGUUGAAGCAUUGGAACAAAUGCCAAACUACGUCAAGUUUUUAAAAGAUAUUUUGACGAAAAAAAGAAGGCUGGGAGAGUUUGAGACUGUUGCUCUUACAGAAGGUUGCAGCGUCAUGUUGAAGAGUAAAAUUCCUCCUAAGUUGAAGGAUCCGGGUAGCUUUACAAUUCCUUGCUCUAUUGGUGGAAGAGAUGUGGGUAGAGCUUUAUGUGACUUGGGAGCUAGUAUUAACUUGAUGCCCAUGUCUAUUUUUAAGAAGUUGGGAAUUGGAGAAGUGAGGCCAACUACAGUCACUUUGCAAUUGGCAAAUCUUUCUAUGGCACACCCGGAAGGAAAAAUUGAAGAUGUUCUAGUGCAAGUUGAUAAGUUCAUUUUUCCGGCCGAUUUCAUCAUUCUUGAUUAUGAAGUGGAUAGAGAUGUUCCCAUUAUCUUGGGUAGGCCAUUUCUAGCUACUGAGAGGACCUUGAUUGACGUGGAAAAAGGGGAGCUCACAAUGAGAGCUCAAGAAGAACAGGUAACUUUCAAGGUAUUCAAUCCUAUACGUUCUCCAGAUGAAGUAGGAGAUUGUUUGGCCAUCACUGUCAAGAACUCUAAUAUGGAGGAAGAGGUACCCACAAGGGGGAAGAAAGGAAGCUGUAAUAUGGGAAGUUGGACAAGCUCGGUUAUAAGACAGAGAAUUUCCAAACAGCUGGAAAGUCCCAGUUAUUAUAGCAUUGCUGCAGCAUUUAUCAGGUCGCAGGAGGAAAAAUGCUAUGCUAUGAACUUUGCUAUAUCAACUGGGAGCAUUUUAUUCUGA
Molecule: messenger RNA, 1629 nt
Organism: Humulus lupulus (European hop)
Lineage: Eukaryota; Viridiplantae; Streptophyta; Magnoliopsida; Rosales; Cannabaceae
Exons: 2
Coding region: 1-1629 (542 amino acids)
Source: RefSeq, a predicted model, not a curated record